Thunnus maccoyii (southern bluefin tuna) is the source of this 2403-nucleotide messenger RNA. RefSeq names its product four and a half LIM domains protein 1-like. Lineage: Eukaryota; Metazoa; Chordata; Actinopteri; Scombriformes; Scombridae. The record is from RefSeq and is a predicted model, not a curated record. Gene Ontology annotation, biological process: muscle organ development. Bases 370 to 1209 code for a protein of 279 amino acids. The transcript has 6 exons. Gene Ontology annotation, molecular function: transmembrane transporter binding.
CUUUUACUUGUAAGGGAGUAUUUUUACAUUGCUGUAUUUCUACUUUUACUUAUAAAGCAUCUGAAUACUUCUUUUGGACAAUUAGUAUGACGACGCAGCUGUCGCGAGUGUUCACAUAUCUUUUCAUAUUCACUUUUAUUUUGAAGGCAAACUCCCCUUCCACUUCUGUUUGAACUUGAUUUUAUUUUGAAGUUAUACACCACACUUCCGGUCUCAGCCAGCUGUUUUGCGGGCAGCCUGACACAGCUGCAGAUAUAAGUAUUUAUAAAGUAAGCGGAGUUCCCUGCUUCCAAACAGCUCGGAGGGAGCCGCGCACCCAACGCCGCAGUCAUCACUCUGAACCCGGCGUGUGUCUCCCUUGGAGUGACGAUGGCAGAGAGCUCGCACUGUUUCUACUGUCGGGAGGACCUUGGGGGGAAGAGGUUCAUCCGCAGCGAGGGCAAGCCGGUGUGCGUCCGCUGCCACACCAAGUUCUGUGCCAACAACUGUGCCGAGUGCCAUCGACCCAUCUCUGUGGAAACAAAGGAGCUCAGUCAUAAGGGCCGAUACUGGCAUGAGGAGUGUUUCCGUUGUACCAAGUGUUACAAGCCUCUGGCCAAGGAGCCCUUCAGCACCAAGGAGGACCGCAUCAUGUGUGGGAAGUGCUGCUCCAGAGAGGACGCUCCACGCUGCCACGGUUGCUAUAAACCCAUACUGGCUGGCACAGAAAGCGUGGAGUACAAAGGAAACUCAUGGCACGAUGAAUGUUUCGUCUGCUGCAACUGUAAACGACCAAUAGGAUCGCUGAGUUUCCUCUCCAAAGGAACUGACAUUUACUGCAGCCCCUGCCAUGACAAGAAGUUUGCCAAACACUGCUUCAGCUGCAAAAAGCCGAUAACCUCUGGAGGAGUGAACUACCAGGACCAGCCGUGGCACAGCCACUGUUUCGUGUGCAGCUCCUGCUCAAAGCCUCUGGCAGGAACGAGUUUCACCAACCACCAGGACCAGGUCUUCUGUGUCGACUGCUACAAGAACUCUGUGGCUAAGAAAUGCAGCGGCUGCCAGAACCCCAUCACAGGUUUCGGUAAAGGCGUGAACGUGGUGAACUACGAGGGCAGCUCUUGGCACGAAUACUGCUUCAACUGUAAGAAAUGCUCCCUCAGUCUGUCCAACAAGCGUUUCGUAGCCAAGGGGAGAGACAUCCUCUGCACCGACUGUGGAAACAAGUAGAGAUGGAGAGUUUGGUUGUUUUCUCACAGCACAUGUCAUCAGCUGUCACAUCCUUUUUCAAAAUAUAGUCAUUAUGUUACUUUGUUUGUUUUUACAUAAAGGCCAGAGUCUUCAUUUCAAUUUCAUUAUCAAGUUGUGUUUUUGGAAGAUUACACAUGAAUCGAUAGGAGGGUUGGGACCAAAAUGUAGUUUAUGUCCAUUGUUGGUUGUUUGCUGUGGUUGGAGAAUGUUAAUCCUAACACAACUUACACUGUGUUGAGUGAUGGUAGAUGACUAGUUUUGUCCUAAAAAGUGAGAAAAUGAGAAGCACUGAAGACAAAUCCUCAAUGAUCAUACAGUAUAUGUAGCGAGGUUUGAUAGUUUUUUUCUUUGACGGACUUGUAUCAAACUAAAUAUGAUACUAAAAUAUGUAUAAAAACAAUGUAAUCAGGUUGAGCUUCAAGAAUAGACAACUAGCUACAUUUUUCAACAUAAUGUCCAACUUGCUCAUUUCUAAAGCUUUCAACCACGUCUUCCGCUAGACACCACGAGAUGUGAAAGCUUCAGAACAAGUUGGACCAUGUGUGGAGAAUUAGUUUUUGUAAUAAAUGUGACAUGGGGUUUUGAAGUACAAAUAGUAGUACAUCAGCUAUACUGAGGUUAUGAUGCCACAUAUGAAUCUCCACAUCAAGUAAAACACUGAUUUUAAAAAGGCCAGUUUUCUUACACACAGACUUCUUUUCAUGAGCUGACGGUAGUGUGAGUCGUCACUUUCAGUCAACACGGUGUAUGCUUAAGUGUUAGCAUAAGCAAGAGGUUAGCUUGUUUUUUUUUUUUUUUUUAAAGUUGAGAAACGGAUGCUUGUAAGUUGAAGUUUGGAGACAUACAUUUGAAAUCAAUAUAUUAUUUGGGAUUGUUUUAACUGUAAGAAAAGUAUCUGCUUAUGUUAGUGGCUUGUGUGCUUGUUUUUUUUCUCUUUUUGAAAGGUGAUAUUUUCUUAUGACAAAAAAAUAGUGAUUUUUAAAAGAAUUCAUUAAAAUUAUAUCUAUAUUUUAACUGCUAAGUGCCAAAGGAUUACUAUGCUUAUAGUAUGUUUUAAGUGACUGAACUUUUAUGCACUUUUCUGAAACAUUUCCCUUCUGUCAGUUUUGCUUAAAUUGGAAUAUAUGCAAACUGCAUGCCUUAAUGUGUUGCUGGAUUGAAAUAAACUUCCUA